CGAUGUUUCACCUCGUACUCCAAACGUCUGGGUCGAUCACUGCACAUCACCAAACCUACCAAAACCACAUCACCUGCAUCUCACAUAUCAUAAAAGUUUUGCCUUUGCGGAAAUCUAACAUCGAAGAGAGCCGCUGUGCGAGUGUUCUGCCCGCUGGUACCAAAUCCCAAGUCGCCAUGGCGAGCGAUAUCCCCUCGACCAUGAAGGCAUGGCUCGUCACCAGAAACGGCCAGCCAAAAGACGCGCUGACCUUGAAGACUGACUACCCUGUGCCAUCCAAGCUCAAGUCAGGGAACGUCCUCAUCAGGGUGUCUUAUGCAGCCCUGAAUCCCGCGGAUCUCAACUUCAUGGGCAACAUACCCAACUGGGUUCCUUUCCGCCACAAUCCCAUCCCAGGUCUCGACUUUGCUGGGGAGGUUGUCAAGGUUGGACCAUCAGUACCGAGUGAUCUUGGUGUGGCCGUGGGUGCGCAAGUAUGUGGCGCGCUCAACGUCAUCUCAGUGGCCGUGGGGAGGGGCAGUCUGGCCGAGUACAUCGAGGUGCCCGCGAGCAAGGUGGUAGUAAAGCCGAAGGGAGUCGACACAAUAGAUGCCGCGGGCGCACUCGGGAUAGCUGGGCAGACGGCGUACAUCGUGCUCAAAGAAGCCGGCGUAAAGGCGGGCGACCGUGUGCUGGUCAACGGUGCUAGCGGUGGCGUGGGCAGUGUCCUUGUCCAGGUGGCAAAAUCAAAAGGCGCUGUUGUGUUUGGGGUCUGCUCGUCAGCGAAUGCUGAGAUGGUCAAGGGGCUAGGUGCUGAUGAGGUGAUCGACUACAAAGCCUACGAGUCUCUGGCAGCUCAUCUGACCGACAGCUUCGAAUCAAAACCCAUGAAUCGCAUCUUCGACUGCGUCGGGAGUGACGAGCUGUUCCAGAGAUCAGCCAAGUACCUCGACAAAGACGGGAUGUUUAUCACGAUUGUGGGCGGGGUGGGUGCUGGGCCAAUUGUGAGAAGCAAGUUGUUGCCAGUCGCACUUGGCGGAGUGCCGCGAAGGUACAAACUUCUCGCCCUGUGGCCAGAUGGAGCCAUCGCGAAAGAGGUUGCAAAAUGGAUCGAGAACGGAGAAUAUAUCAAGUUCCCCAGGGACUCGGAAUACUCGAUGAACGACGCAAUCAAGGGCUACGAACGCGUGGCGAGUAAAAGAUCUAGGGGCAAGGUCGUAGUCGCAGUCUCUUGAGGAAUGUGAUUAGACCAAGAACAGAUUAUCCUUGGCAGAGGGUCGCAGACAGCAAAUAAUUAUCUGAAAGCGGGCAGGCUCGCUGGCGGUAGCCGGAUGUAAUAACGAUUAAACAACAUAACGACCAAUGGAUAAAUAUCCUGCAGCAGAGCUAGGAUCAUUACUAUUAGUAGUACGAUCAUAUUAUUAUUAACCACG
Messenger RNA from Diaporthe batatas, 1412 nucleotides. RefSeq lists its product as uncharacterized. Bases 3 to 1214 code for a protein of 403 amino acids. Lineage: Eukaryota; Fungi; Ascomycota; Sordariomycetes; Diaporthales; Diaporthaceae. The transcript has 3 exons. Gene Ontology annotation, molecular function: oxidoreductase activity; zinc ion binding. The record is from RefSeq and is a predicted model, not a curated record.